UCCUCAUGUGUUGUUUCUUGGGGUACUUAUUUUGCAUGCCGGAACAACCGCGUAGAACGGCAAAGUUAGGUGUUCGUCAAUGUGGUGACAUUUAUAGUCAUUACUUUUAUAAGAAGCGUUUUUCUGGGUGAAUAAUUUAAAAUAUUUAACGUGUUUGUCUAGCGACACUCGGAUAAAUGUACAUGGAGGUUACAUGGCGCCCGCGUGUCAUUGACAGCCGGAAGUAGGCUAAUUAGCGUUAGCAUAUGAAUGACGUCACCAAAUGAUGCUGCUCAGCUAAGAAAAAGGAGGAGAAACAUUGCAGAAACUUCCACAAAGUUACUCCGUCAUGUUUCAUCUUUUCAAGGGGCUGCCGUCCUGUUUCCCUCCGGCACGUCUGACACUGCGCUCCCGGGUAUGGGUCUCACCAGCUGGGCGAAGGGCGCAAGUUGUGUCCGGUCACAUCCGCUGUCAACGAGCCUUUCACCGGCUUCACUCUCCACAAGUCACUGCGUUCACGUCCCAGUUCGAACCCCGCUACCUGUUGCAUGGACCUCCAUGGUGGAGGCAGUUCCAUACCUCAUCGCCGUUAGGGGCAUUGCCUACCCCACUUCUAUGGAUGGUGCUCAAACCUUUGCAGAAGCUCAUGGCCAUCAUACUGGGCAGAAGUUUAAGGAAGUGGUGGGUGGCGCUCCCAGACAACCGCCGCAAUCUUUUCCGCCAAUGGGCUUGGCAGCGGCGAUGGCGGCUGUCGGCGGCAGCGGGCGUAGCGGCGACGAUUGUGGCCCUCCUCCUCCUGACCCACCUGGACGAGUCGCCGGUGACGGGACGCACUCGCCUCCUUGUGUUCACCAGGGAAAACUACAUGGAGUUGGCGGCCAUCACCUCCACAGCUUACAUGGAGGAGUUUGCUGAGCUCAUGCUUCCUGAGAGCGACGCCCGUCACCAGGUAGUGAAGCAGGUGGUCCAGCACCUGGCUCAGCGGAACAGCGAUCUGGCGGAAAUGUCAGACGUCACCUGGAGCGUCCACGUGGUGCAAAGUCCCAACAUCAAUGCCUUCGUCCUUCCGAAUGGAAAAGUGUUCAUGUUCACCGGAAUGCUGGAAGCUGUGGCAGAUGUUCACCAGCUCACAAUCGUCUUAGGACACGAGAUGGCUCACGCCUUACUGGGACAUGCUGCAGAACAGGCCAGCCUGUCUCAUGUGGUGGACCUCCUAUCUGUGAUCCUGCUGACCGCCAUCUGGGCCGUGUGUCCUCGGGACAGCCUGGCGCUGCUGGGUCAGUGGGCACAGGACAAACUCACACAGUUGAUGUUCAACCGUCCCUACAGCAGGAAGCUUGAGGCGGAGGCGGAUCAAGUGGGUCUGCAGUUGGCAGCCAAGGCGUGUGCAGAUGUGCGUGCGGGGCCCGUCUUCUGGCAGCAGAUGGAGAUCCGCGACCAGCUGAGCGGAGAACCCAGCCUGCCCGAGUGGCUGUCCACACAUCCGUCUCACAGGAACCGAGUGGCGCAACUGGACCUCCUUGUGCCCCAAGCUCUGGAGGUGAGGGAAACCUGCGUGUGUCCCGCCCUGCCGUCCACCGACCCUCGCGCCGUCUUCUCCAAGAGCGUCCACAGGCUGCUGGCGGACACCAAAGCUCGAGAAAGAGCAAAUGUCACGGUGACGCCGUCGCACGGGCCCGCCGCCGGGGCGGCUGCAGCGGCUCUGAUCGCCACAAACUCAACCGGCCCCUUCAGCCCGUGAGCCGCCGUCCGCUGACUCAGUGAGUGCAGACGACUGUAUUACUACUGCUUGAAGACUUGGGGAAAAUGGCGUUAAAGCACAUGAAUCCGUAGCCAAAUAUGCCCUGGGAAUGACUGCAUGAUCCGUUCAUAACCUUUUUUCUGUAGCACAGCAGAAAACUGUCCAAUCGAGGAUCUUUAACCAGUGUUCUUGCAGUGGGUCCUAAAAAACAACCAAGCAUCCCGGUUGUUUGCUCGGUGGCAGUCAUGCGUCCAUCAGUAGGUUAACAACUUUAAAGCAGGGGUCACCAACCUUUUUGAAACCAAGAGCUAUUUCUUGGGUACUGAUUAAUGCGGAGGGCUACCAGUUUGAUACACACUUAAAUAAAUUGCCAGAAAUAGUCAAUUUGCUCAAUUUACCUAAUAAAUACAUCUAUGUAUAUAUAUAUAUAUAAAAUUGGGUAUUUCUGUCAUUCCGUCGUACAUUUUUUUUCCUUUUACGGAAGGUUUUUUGUAGAGAAUAAAUUAUGAAAAAAACACUUAAUUGAACGGUUUAAAAGAGGAGAAAACAGGAAAAAAAUGAAAAUUAAAUUUUGAAACAUAGUUUAUCCUCAAUUUCGACUCUUUGAAAUUCAAAACUCAACCUAAAAAAAGAAGAGAAAAACUAGCUAAUUCGAAUCUUUUUGAAAAACUAAAAAAAAUAAUUUAUGGAACAUCAUUAGUAAUUUUUCCUGAUUAAGAUUAAUUUUAGAAUUUUGAUGACAUGUUUUUAAUAGGUCAAAAUCCAAUCUGCACUUUGUUAGAAUAUAUAACAAAUUGGACCAAGCUAUAUUUCUAACAAAGACAAAUCAUUAUUUCUUGUAGAUUUUCCAGAACAAAAAUUUUAAAAGAAAUUCAAAAGGUUUUUUUGUACAGAAUAAAUGAUGAAAAAAACAAUUAAUUGAACGGUUUAAAAGAGGAGAAAACUGAAAAAAAAAUGAAAUUAAAUUUUGAAACAUAGUUUAUCUUCAAUUUUGACUCUUUAAAAUUCAAAAUUCAACCGAAAAAAAUGGAGAAAAACUAGCUAAUUUGAAUCUUUUUGAAAAAAUUGAAAAAACUAUUUAUGGAACAUCAUUAGUAGUUUUUCCUGAUUAAGAUUAAUUUUAAAAUUUUGAUGACACGUUUUAAAUAAGUUAAAAUCCAAUCUGCAUUUUGUUAGAAUAUAUAACAAAUUGGACCAAGCUAUAUUUCUAACAAAGACAAAUCAUUAUUUCUUCUAGAUUUUCCAGAACAAAAAUUUUAAAAGAAAUUCAAACAACUUUGAAAUAAGAUUUUAAUAUGAUUCUAAAGAUUUUCUGGAUUUGACAGAAUAAUUUUUUUGAAUUUUAACCAUAAGUUUGAAGAAAUAUUUCACAAAUAUUCUUUGUGGAGAAAACAGAAGCUAAAAUGAAGAAUUAAAUUAAAAUGUAUUUAUCAUUCUUUACAAUAAAAAAAUAAUUUUACUUGAAAAUUGAUUUAAAUUGUCAUGAAAGAAGAGGAAGGAAUUUAAAAAGUAAACAGGUAUAUGUGUUUAAAAAUCCUAAAAUCAUUUUAAAGGUUGUAUUUUUUUCUCUAAAAUUGCCUUUCUGAAAGUUAUAAGAAGCAAAGUAAAAAAAAUAAUGAAUUUAUUUAAACAAGUGAAGACCAAGUCUUUAAAAUAUUUUCUUGGAUUUUCAAAUUCUAUUUGAGUUUUGUCUCUCUUAGAAUUAAAAAUGUCCAGCAAAGCGAGACCAGCUUGUUAGUAAAUAAAUACAAUUUUAAAAAUAGAGGCAGCUCACUGCUAAGUGCUGCUAUUUGAGAUAUUUUUAGAACAGGCCAGCGGGCGACUCAUCUGGUCCUUACGGGCUACCUGGUGCCUGCGGGCACUGCGUUGGUGACCCCUGCUUCAAAGCAACUCUGCAGUUAUUAAAGUAUUGUCAAAAUAGCAAUAUUGACCCUGGUAAGACACUUAGUGUGCAGCCAUUUUUACUCUGUUAUGUCAUUGCAAUUAGAAACACAUGUUUAAUGCAGGGGUCGGGAACCUUUUUGGCUGAGUGAGCCAUGAAAGCCAAAUAUUUUAAAAUGUAUUUAAAAUGAGAGCCAUAUCAUAUUUUUUAACACAGAAUACAACUAAAUGCGGGCAGCACGGUGGGGAAGGGGUUAGUGCAUCUGCCUCACUUUACGAAGGUCCCGAGUUCUGUAUGUAGUUUGCAUGUUCUCCCCGUGACUGCGUGGGUUCCCUCCGGGUACUCCGGCUUCCUCCCACUUCCAAAGACAUGCACCUGGGGAUAGGUUGAUUGGCAACACUAAAUUGGCCCUAGUGUGUGAAUGUGAGUGUGAAUGUUGUCUGUCUAUCUGUGUUGGCCCUGUGAUGAGGUGGCUACUUGUCCAGGGUGUAGCCCGCCUUCCGCCCGAUUGUAGCUGAGAUAGGCUCCAGCGACCCCAGAAAGGGAGAAGCGGUAGAAAAUGGAUGAAUGGAUGGACAAUUAAAUGCGGGCAUUUUUUAAAGUAAGACCAACAUUUUUAGAGUAUACCGUAUUUUUCGGAGUAUAAGUCGCUCCGGAGUAAAAGUCGCACCUGCCGAAAAUGCAUAAUAAAGAAGGAAAAAAACAUAUAUAAGUCGCACUGGAGUAUAAGUCGCAUUUUUUGGGGAAAUUUAUUUGAUAAAACCCUACACCAAGAAUAGACAUUUGAAAGGCAAUUUUUAAAAUAAAUAAAGAAUAGUGAAAAACAGGCUGAAUAAGUGUAUGUCAGGGGUCACCAACCUUUUUGAAAGCAAGAGCUACUUCUUGGGUACUGAUUAAUGCAAAGGGCUACCAGUUUGAUACACAAAUAAAUUGCCAGAAAUAGCCAAUAUGCUCAAUUUACCUUUAACUCUGUUAUUAUUAAUAAUUAAUGAUAUUCAUCUAUGUGGAAACACUGAUCAUCUUAAUGAUUUGUCACAAUAAAUAUAUAUUUUUGAUGACAUGUUUUAAAUAGGUUAAAAUCCAAUCUGCAGUUUUUUAGAAUAUAUAACAAAUUGGACCAAGCUAUAUUUCUAACAAAGACAAAUCAUUAUUACUACUAGAUUUUCCAUGAGAACAUUUUUAAAAGAAAUUCAAAAGAAUUUGAAAUAAGAUUUAAAUUUGAUUCUACAGAUUUUUCUAGAUUUGCCAGAAUACGGUUUUUAAAUUUUAUUCAUAAUAAGGUUGAAGAAAUAUUUCACAAAUAUUCUUCGUCGAAAAAAAACAGAAGCUAAAAUGAAGAAUAAAUUAAAAUGUAUUUAUCAUUCUUCAGAAUAAAAAAAAAUAUAUACAUUUACUUGAACAUUGAUUUAAAUUGUCAGGAAAGAAGAGGAAGGAAUUUAAAAGGUAAAAAGGUAUAUGUGUUUAAAAAUCCUAAAAUCAUUUUUAAGGUUGUAUUUUUUCUCAAAAAUUAUCUUUCUGAAAGUUAUAAGAAGCAAAGUAAAAAAAAUAAAUGAAUUAAUUUAAACAAGUGAAGACCAAGUCUUUAAAAUAUUUUGUUGGAUUUUCAAAUUCUAUUUGAGUUUUGUUUCUCUUACAUUUAAAAAUGUCGAGCAAAGUGAGACCAGCUUGCUAGUAAAUAAAUGAAAUGUAAAAAUUAGAGGCAGCUCACUGGUAAGUGCUGCUAUUUGAGCUAUUUUUAGAACAGGCCAGCGGGCGACUCAUCUGGUCUCUACGGGCGACCUGGUGCCCGCGGGCACUGCGUUGGUGACCCCUGGUGUACGUUAUAUGAGGCAUAAAUAACAAACUGAGAAGGUGCCUGCUAUGUUAACGUAACAUAUUAUGGUAAGAGUCAUUCAAAUAACUAUAACAUAUAGAACAUGCUAUAUGUUUACCAAACAAUCUGUCACUCCUAAUCACUAAAUCCGGUGAAAUCUUAUACGUCUAGUCUCUUACGUUAAUGAGCUAAAUAAUAUUAUUUGAUAUUUUACGGUAAUGUGUUAAUAAUUUCACACAUAAGUCGCUCCUGAGUAUAAGUCGCACCCCGGCCAAACUAUGAAAAAAACUGCGACUUAUAGUCCGAAAAAUAUGAUAAGUCUCUAAUUAUUUUUAAUGACAUUGUUAUUUCUUGAACAGGUGCGGUACAAAACGGAUGGGUGGAUUAAAAUGCAUGAGAAUGCUUUGUAUUUUGAACGUUAUUUUUAACACUGUGAUUACCAGCGGAAUUAUUCAUUACUUACCGUGUUAAGGAAUGUCAGCUAAGAUUCAUCUGAGAGCCAGAUGCAGUCAUCAAAAGAGCCACAUCUGGCUCUAGAGCCAUAGGUUCCCUACCCCUGGUUUAAUGUAUCAGAAAAUGUUGUGGUAAAAUUACGGAUUUGUUGGGUAACAUUUGGUACAUUUUGGUACCAAUACCAAAAUUUUUGUAUACUUACGUGCAAGAGGAGCGAUCACAUUUGUUAAUUGACUGAUUAGCAAACCAAAGAUGUGCAAUGUCUCCCCCGUACACUCAUUUCUGCUGUAAAAUCUUGACUGCUGAUGAAUUAUUUUAGUUACAUGUCCUGUUGCUGAGCUCCAGUACUACAAUUUGAGAUUGUGUGUACAAGUAAUAAUACUGCAACAUCUAUAGUGUGUGUGUGUGUGAAAGUGAACACAAUGUGAAUAAACACUUGAUUAGGA
Molecule: messenger RNA, 6314 nt
Organism: Nerophis ophidion (straightnose pipefish)
Lineage: Eukaryota; Metazoa; Chordata; Actinopteri; Syngnathiformes; Syngnathidae
Gene: oma1
Product: OMA1 zinc metallopeptidase
Exons: 8
Coding region: 329-1720 (463 amino acids)
Biological process (GO): mitochondrial protein processing; protein quality control for misfolded or incompletely synthesized proteins
Cellular component (GO): mitochondrial inner membrane
Molecular function (GO): metalloendopeptidase activity
Source: RefSeq, a predicted model, not a curated record